Messenger RNA from Nannizzia gypsea CBS 118893, 1218 nucleotides. RefSeq lists its product as hypothetical. The transcript has 2 exons. Gene Ontology annotation, cellular component: nucleolus; nucleoplasm. Bases 1 to 1218 code for a protein of 405 amino acids. NCBI's taxonomy places the organism in Eukaryota, Fungi, Ascomycota, Eurotiomycetes, Onygenales, Arthrodermataceae. The record is from RefSeq and is a predicted model, not a curated record.
AUGGCUGCUGAGAAGAAAGUGAGGGCCGGAAAGGCCCAGAAGAGCUCUGCAAAGGCCUCAAAGCAAAAGACAAAGGUCGCCUCUGUUUCUCCAGCGCUCCUUGCGUCCAUUACGCAGUUCCUAGGUGACCAUGGAUACGUCAAGGCCCAGACAGCUUUACUUGCAGAGCAGGAAGGGGACGCACAGGCCGCGAAACAAAACUUGAGCAUGGAGGGGAUCCCUUCACUAAAUGUCAUUUAUGAACUUUGGGAAGCACAGAAUGCUGGAAAGGAUGCUGAGAAUGACAGUGACAGCGACUCAGACUCGGAUUCAAGUGACGCCAGCUCGGAUGUCUCGAUGGAGGACGCAGCCAGCAGCUCAUCUGAGAGUGAGGAUAGCUCCGACGAGGACAGCAGUGAGGAUAAUGAAGAAGAAGAAGAAGAAGAAGAGGCCCCCAAGCCGGCCCCGAAGGUUACGGAGAAACAACCACUCAAGCGCAAACUGGAAUCCGACUCGUCCUCCUCCGAUUCGAGCUCCGAUUCUGACUCUGACUCGGAUUCUGACUCGGAUGGUGCUCCCACCGCAAAGAAAGCAAAGCUAGAAUCAGUCCAAUCUGAUUCCUCCGAAGAUUCCAGCUCCGACUCUGACUCUGAUGAUGAAGAAAAGGUUGAGAAGAAGAUAUACUCGAGCUCUGGCUCUAGUUCGGAUUCUGACUCCGACUCUGAUUCAGACUCCGAUUCAGACUCCAGUUCUGGCGCCGAGAAGAAGAAAGAAGCAUCAACUCUAAAGAAAGCUAUCAAAACUCCACUCCCUGAAUCAGACAGUGAUAGCUCCUCUUCCGACUCUGACUCUGACUCCGAUUCGUCAGACAGCGAUGAUGAAGAUGACAAGCCCAAAUCUUCUGCUGCGGAUGAGAGCAAGGAGUCUUCGGACUCUAGCGCUACUCUAGCAGGCACAUCUGGCCAAAGCGACUCCGACUUCAAGUCAAAGACUGACCCCAAACCGGUUCGCAAACAUGUAGGAGCCAGACCAACACCGCUAGCUGCGGCCGGUGAACUCCCUCACAAUCAUCCAUCCAACGCUUAUGUUCCAUAUGCAUACGCUGAACGUGCUCACCGUGAUCUGUCAGUCACUCGCGGCAAAGGCUUUACCAAGGAGAAAAACAAGAAGAAGCGCGGUUCCUACCGUGGUGGCCCAAUCGAUAUCGGACCAGGCAAGAGCUUCAAGUUUGACGACUGA